Colletotrichum destructivum is the source of this 315-nucleotide messenger RNA. RefSeq lists its product as uncharacterized. Lineage: Eukaryota; Fungi; Ascomycota; Sordariomycetes; Glomerellales; Glomerellaceae. The record is from RefSeq and is a predicted model, not a curated record. Bases 7 to 219 code for a protein of 70 amino acids. The transcript has a single exon.
CUAAAUAUGGCUGGCCAGAACGAUUUGCAAUGGUCAACGUGUUGUGGUUGGUUCAGUAGCGAUGUACAGAGAGCCCGUGACUCGGAAUGCUGGCAAAUGUUGUCCACGAUGUUCUUGAUCGCGGGCUUGAGCAGAGUCGAUGUACCGGAGCUCUCGGAAAACAAGAUUGGCGGCACGUUUGAGGGCGCAGAUCAUACGCCCUUCCCCACCCCUACAUGAGCUGUGAAGCUCUCUAGUUGUAUCCGUACAUGACUCUAAAUAUGAUGGUUUGGGUAUCCCAUGGAGAGCCGGCCGCUCUCCUGCACCGACGUUCAC